AUGGGUUGCACCAACUCGACCCCUGGCGGCGGCCCUGGAGCCCGGCCGGUCCAGAACCCUGCUCAUGAGCAAACACAGCAGAUCGAGCUUCCAGAUGUUCAAUGGGAGAUCAACAAAGAGUGGUCGGAAAUCAUGGAGGCCGAAUGGAAGAACGCUUUCGAAAGCGGGAAUGCCAAAAAGUUUCGUGCCUCGUUUCAGCCUUUUCUCGACUUCACUGUGCGCAAGUGGCUUAACAACGCGGAGCCCGCCUGCGCAAAGGCCGGCACAAUUGAGGACAUGGGGGAAACAACGCUUUGUGUAGGUGGUCGAAAAAGCAAGUAUCCUGCCAAAACUGUCCUCACACUGGAUGACGACUUUACGGGUGUGAUAUAUUCAGCAACUAUGAUCAUUGCCCCGCCGCUGAAAGGCAAGGGGGCGGACGAACCCUGGAUGAAGGCGGGCGCAGCACUGCAGACCGAAGAGUUGAGGGAGGCCAAAAGACACAUGCUGACGUUGUUUACUCUGAUGCUUGAGGAAAACGCCAAUAUCAAGCAUGCCCUGAUCCAUGUGUUCAUGGGCGCGGAUUUGGUCAGCUGCAAAUUCAACACCACAGCCAAUGAGCCUACGAUAACCAUGCUCGAGCAUCAGGACAAGCCCAACGAACAGUUCGUGGCUGGGAACGAAGACCUGCGACAGGCCGCUAUUUCUGAUCCAGAAAAUAUGCCCGUGCAGCUUCCAUCAUUGAUGUUCACUGCGGCAUAUCAACGAGCCGAGCGCGAAUAUCCGGGUUGCACCACCUGGGACGAAGGGGAAUUCCCAUUCACUGUUGAUGGCAUGCCUUACCCGUAUCCAACACGGCUAUUGGUGGCGAGGGACUUCAACAAAAUGUCCGAGAGAGUUGACUCAAGCUUCUUCAAAGUCGUGACUUCCAAGGACUCAAAUGACAGCUCCGAAGCUUUCCUCGUCAGGAAUUUGGACCCAGAUAAAGACCCAGGAGGCAUAGUCUGUAUGACCCUGAUUCUAGGGAUCGAUCCCAAGGUGAUCUGGCCGAAGUGUGGAGAUUACACUGACAGCCCAGCUAUCGCCGCAGCUGAGAAAGAGUUGCAUGAGCACGUCAAGACACUCCACAAGAAUGGCAAAGUUCGAGCUUGCGCGAUGAGAGUCUGCAUCGGAACUGAGAGGAAGAACUCCAAAUUUGUCGGUGAUGUGGGCAUUAUUGCACCGGAGGCUACGGGCCCAGAAUUCCAAACUGUUCCCGAAUCACACAGGCGACAAUACACUGAUCUCAGCGGAUUCCUGCUCAGUUUAAACGAGCAGCCAAAGCAUGAGCUCUUUGAGUCAGAGAGCCAUUUUCAGGCCAUCAAGGAGCACAUGCACACUCGUGCACAGGAGGAUCCCAAGUUCUUCAACGCUAUAGUGCCGCAGGUAGCGGUCAUGUCGGCAAAACAUUUUCUCUCUACAAAUUUCCCAGGGUGUGAGGUGGUGGAUGAAGGAGAGUUUCCUGGGACUCUCCCCGAUGGAACAGAAAUGAAGAUCGCAGACACGAGAUUAAUGCUGGCCAAAGAUCCCAAGCAGGAGCCUAAGAGCAUUGUUGCUGCAUUGCACAUAGUUCCUAACCCUACUGGUGGUGAAGAUACGUUUAUGGUCAAGGGCAAGAAAAACUGGCUUGAGUCCAAGGAAAUGAAGGGGGCAGAGUACGCCUUGCUAGAGUUGCUGAAGAAACUUCAUGGGGAGGGCAAGGUCUCUGAGGUGGACUGCAUGGCUCAGGUCAUGAUGGAAACGGAUGCUACUAUCUAUCAGUUUGUGGAAGGGGGUAAGUUUAUUGAUUAUAGCGAUGAGCGCAUGGCCCAAUUCAAGUGGUAUUAG
Messenger RNA from Clonostachys rhizophaga, 1845 nucleotides. Lineage: Eukaryota; Fungi; Ascomycota; Sordariomycetes; Hypocreales; Bionectriaceae. The record is from the annotation of a GenBank genome assembly.